Messenger RNA from Trichophyton rubrum CBS 118892, 1299 nucleotides. RefSeq lists its product as uncharacterized. Gene Ontology annotation, cellular component: nucleolus; preribosome, large subunit precursor. Lineage: Eukaryota; Fungi; Ascomycota; Eurotiomycetes; Onygenales; Arthrodermataceae. Gene Ontology annotation, biological process: maturation of LSU-rRNA; maturation of 5.8S rRNA. The record is from RefSeq and is a predicted model, not a curated record. The transcript has a single exon. Gene Ontology annotation, molecular function: rRNA primary transcript binding. The coding region runs from base 1 to 1299 and encodes 432 amino acids.
AUGGGCAAAUCUAGCGGGCCACGGCCGUCUGGGAUGGACUAUAAGCCUGGGAACAAGCUGAAGAGACAGGAGCUUCAUAUCAAGCGCAAACAGACCAAGGACAAAGAGACACGGGCAUUGCGGUUUGCCAGAAGGAAAGAAGAGGCGAAGAACCCUCAGCUCAAGGCCGAGCGGUUGAAGAAGAAUGUGCCCCUGACGCUGGAAAGGAAGCGAGUGUGGGAUGACGCCGGUAGCGACGUUGAAGACGGGCUAGGCUUGAGUUUCGACGUGGAGAGGAUAAAGCGACGGAGGCAGGAGACAGAGCAGGAACAGAGGGAUAAGGACGAUUUGAUACCCGAUGAUAAAGAAGACGGUGAAGAUGGAGACGCAGACGAAGGUGGUAAUGGCUCGGAUGACGUCGACAGCAUGAUCGAUUUUGACAGCGACGAGGGAGACGAGCAGGAGAAAGACAAAAAGCCAGCCGAGAAGGACAGAAGGAAGAGCAAGCUGCCCUCUGCCACUGAGCGAGCAACGAGUCCUACACAGUCGACUCGAAGCACGAAUAUCGACCUCGCGCCUGAUGCGCUUGCAGCCAAAUUCCCCAGUCUCUUCCCAACCGAAGCCCCCCCGCCGCCGAAAAUACUGAUUACCACCUCUCUUAACUCUACGCUGCACAAGGAAGCCAAGGUCCUGACCGAGUUCUUCCCUAACAGUGUCUAUAUCCGCCGCUCGGCGCAUAGAUAUGGCCAUAAAUUCUCGGUGCGCGAGAUAUCGUCGUUUGCCGCGAAUAGAAAUUAUACUGCUGUCGUGGUGCUGGAGGAGGACCUGAAACGGGUCUCUGGGCUGACAAUAGUACAUCUCCCCGUUGGACCGACAUUCCACUUCUCUAUCAGCAACUGGAUAGAAGGCAAGAAGCUCCCCGGACACGGAAAUCCAACCAGCCACUGGCCCGAACUCAUACUUAACAACUUCCGCACCCCUCUUGGUUUAUUAACAGCCCAUCUCUUCCGCACUCUAUUCCCGCCUCAGCCAGAGUUCCAGGGAAGACAAGUGGUUACACUACAUAACCAGCGUGAUUAUAUAUUUGUCAGACGCCAUCGAUAUGUAUUCCGUGACAAACGAGAGACGGAGAAAUGCGUUGUUGAUGCAAAUGGAGUAGAGAUGAAAGGCGUGGAAGGAAUUCGUGCUGGUCUACAAGAGCUUGGUCCCCGGUUUACAUUAAAACUACGAAGAAUAGAUAAAGGUAUCCAGCGGAAGAGUGGCCAGGAUUGGGAGUGGAAGGGCCGCAUGGAAAAGGUCCGGACGAAGUUCCAGCUCUAG